Messenger RNA from Perca fluviatilis (European perch), 211 nucleotides. RefSeq names its product stromal interaction molecule 1-like. Gene Ontology annotation, cellular component: plasma membrane; endoplasmic reticulum. Gene Ontology annotation, biological process: activation of store-operated calcium channel activity; store-operated calcium entry; intracellular calcium ion homeostasis. Gene Ontology annotation, molecular function: calcium channel regulator activity; calcium ion binding. NCBI's taxonomy places the organism in Eukaryota, Metazoa, Chordata, Actinopteri, Perciformes, Percidae. The record is from RefSeq and is a predicted model, not a curated record.
GUAUUACUGUGUGUGUGUGUGUGUGUGUGCCGACAGACCGACACAGCCUCUGGAAGGAUAUGGUUCUAGCCGUGUCGGUCCUGAUGGCGCUGGGCGGCUGCUGGUUCGCCUACGUCCAGACCAGGAGGUCCCGGGACGACCUGGGGAGGCUGGGGAAGGACCUGGAGGGCCUGCAGAGGGCCGAGCAGAGUCUGCUGGACCUGCAGGAGAA